AUGCUGUGCAGAGUUGGUCAGAUACGCAGGUGUGCAGCCAGCCUGAGCCAGACUCUGAACCAGGUAGCUGCUUCAAGGCAGAAGCACACCCUCCCUGACCUGACCUACGACUAUGGUGCCCUGGAGCCCCACAUCAAUGCAGAGAUCAUGCAGCUGCACCACAGCAAGCACCACGCCACGUAUGUCAACAACCUCAACGUCACAGAGGAGAAAUAUCAGGAGGCACUGGCAAAGGGAGACGUGACGGCACAGGUUGCCCUCCAGCCUGCUCUGAAGUUUAAUGGAGGAGGCCACAUUAACCACACUAUCUUCUGGACAAACCUCUCUCCUAAUGGUGGAGGCGAGCCACAGGGGGAGCUGAUGGAGGCCAUUAAGCGGGACUUUGGCUCCUUCCAGAAAAUGAAGGAGAAGAUGUCUGCUGCUACAGUGGCCGUGCAGGGCUCGGGCUGGGGCUGGCUGGGCUACGAGAAGGAGAGUGGAAGACUUCGUAUCGCUGCUUGUGCUAAUCAGGAUCCCCUGCAGGGAUCUACAGGUCUCAUCCCCCUCCUUGGUAUUGAUGUAUGGGAGCAUGCUUACUACCUUCAGUACAAAAAUGUGCGGCCGGACUAUGUUAAGGCUAUCUGGAACGUCAUCAACUGGGAGAACGUGAGCGAGCGUCUCCAGAUCGCCAAAAAGUAG
Larimichthys crocea (large yellow croaker) is the source of this 678-nucleotide messenger RNA. It is a transcript of the gene sod2, whose product is annotated as superoxide dismutase 2, mitochondrial. Lineage: Eukaryota; Metazoa; Chordata; Actinopteri; Sciaenidae. Gene Ontology annotation, biological process: superoxide metabolic process. Gene Ontology annotation, cellular component: mitochondrion. The record is from RefSeq and is marked provisional. Gene Ontology annotation, molecular function: superoxide dismutase activity; manganese ion binding.